Molecule: messenger RNA, 3367 nt
Organism: Hemicordylus capensis (graceful crag lizard)
Lineage: Eukaryota; Metazoa; Chordata; Lepidosauria; Squamata; Cordylidae
Gene: RASSF3
Product: Ras association domain family member 3
Exons: 5
Coding region: 235-783 (182 amino acids)
Biological process (GO): signal transduction
Cellular component (GO): cytoplasm
Source: RefSeq, a predicted model, not a curated record
GGAAGGCUGAUGAGAAUCAGGAAAUGGAAAUCUGAGGAAGGAGACGAUUUCCUGUGAUAUCAGGGGAGGAAGGAGGAUGAGCUGGUUUCAUGCUGUGAAACUCCUCCUGUGAAACUGGGAAAAGAAGAAAACUAUGAUGUUCAGAAAGAGAAAGAAACUCACACUUACCUCACCAAAGAAGCUGUCAAGGAAAAAAUCCAAAUCUACAAUUCAGAUGUAACUGAUAAGCUAAAGAUGACCUUGAAUCCCUGUGGUGUAUACACUGGCUUUAUCAAAGUUCAGCUGGAGCUGUGCAGACCUAUCACGGUACGGGCUUCUGAGAAUCCAGGGAAGCACGUCAACAACAACAACAACAACGAGGCAGCUUUUUACUUGCCUAAAGGCUACAUUAAUACUCUUCAUAUCAGCAGCACGAACACUGUCCGUGAAGUUAUUGAGGCCUUGCUUAGAAAGUUUCUAGUAACUGAUAAUCCUGCCAAGUUUGCACUUUAUAAACGCUGUCACAAGGAAGAUCAAGUUUAUAUGUGCAAGCUCUCAGAAACAGAACAUCCGCUUUAUUUGCGGUUGGUGGCAGGCCCAAGAACAGACAUGCUGAGUUUUGUUCUACGUGAGCAUGAAACUGGAGAGGUUUUGUGGGAAGCCUUUAGCUUUCCUGAACUACAGAACUUCUUACGUAUACUGGAAAAAGAAGAAGAUGAACAGUUGCAGAUCUUAAAAAAACGCUAUGCAGCAUACAGAGACAAACUUGAAGAAGCCCUUGGUGGGGUUUGGAAACCAGGUUAAAAUGGAGCCAAAGAACACUCAGGAAAAUGUGCAUUACCAAAUAUUACGUAGCAUGCCAUACCUAGUACAGAAAGCAAGAGCAGUUGUCUCUUUAGUACAGUGACCAUUUUGUAAAGCCAAGGUUCCUUACCAUAGAGAUGGUCCCAUAAAUUGGCAUAUACAGUACCACGAUUUUUUUUAAAUGUUAAUUUGUAGCUUUGGGUUAAUGUGUAGUAAUGGGUGUGCAAAUUGAAUUUUAUUAUAAAUCCAAGCUCAGUUUUAAAUAAGAACUGGGGCAUUGUUUCACACUAAAAUGGAUUUUCACUACCUUUCUUCAAAUAUUUCUUAUGAUUUGCAAACAAAUUGUUUUUAUAUGUAGAAGGAAUGAAACAGGUUCCAAAUGUUGUAUAGAAGAUGUUAAGGCGAUCUUAAAUUGAAGAAGGUUAGAGGAGGUGUUGGAAAGAAGGUAAGAGGUGGAAAAGAGACAUGGAAUGUUAAAACGGAAAAGACGGGUUAUUGUGCAAGUCCAUUAUUCUGUUGAAAUGAAGGUUGAGAGUUAUGCUGUUUAGUAUUAUGGGAAUUAAUAUAUUCAAUACUGUAUUGAGAUAGGAUAUGCUAGAUAAAGUGGAAACAGAACCGCAUUUUCAGAAAUCAGAACUACUGGUUUAUCCAUAAAGGCUGUGUGUGGUAUGUGACAUGUUUUGGUCCCAGUCUUGUAUGUUCUUUAUGAUGUGCUUAAAUAAUUGGUUGAGGUUUUCUUUAGUAAAAAGUCAGCAUUAAAGAAUCCAUAGUUCUUUUAAUUCACUGAAUGUCUAAGGUGCAGUUUAAUGAUUUAGUAUGAACUUUUAAAAAAAAAGGCAUCACCCUCCUUGCUUUAUUUUAAAUCUGAAAUAAAAAGAGAAAUUCUUCCUUUUGCCUUUUCAAACCAUGCUAGGAGAAAAUGUUGUACUAAGCAUCGUACUCUGGGCAACUUGAGUUCUCUUCUGCUUUUGAUUUCUGCUUAAAUUAUAAAUGGUUCAAAAGCCGAAUAGGAUGCUGCUCAACAAGGUGCAAAUAUUUAUUUGGAGUAGGAGGAUUUUGCAUGUAACUUUUUUUCCAGAACUAUUUUAAAGUGUAUGUGAUAAGUGAAACCAAAGAAAUGGGUGUGCAAUACAAACCUUUUAUAUAAAUGUAUAGCAAGACUUGCUUUAAGUUUUAUGUUUUCAGCCACCCAGAAAAUAGCUGAUUGGGAUUACUUUUUAUUUAUAUAGUUUGAAGAAUCAUGAGCAGCAAUCUGCCUCCCACCAAUUAUUUGGGCAUUAAUUUUGAAAUUUCUGGGAAGUAUUUGGUAACCCCUGGUGGAUGUUAUAUGCAAUGCCAAGAUGAAUGUACUCUUGGAGAUCUGUGCCUUCAAGUUUGAGUGCUUCCCCUACCCUCAAAAUAGCAAGAUUUGAGGGAGAUAUCCCAGUUCCAAUUUUGCAAAGACAAUCUUGAUCUUUUUAAAGUUACUAGUCAAUUAAAAGUAAAAUUGGCUGUCAAUAAUCAAUGGCAUAUUUUGUUGGGGUUUUUAUUUCAUAUGAAACAUUGUAGUACGUAGUGUGUGACUUUAUUUGGAACACAAUCAGACGCAUAGACUAGUGGUGCAGGGAAUGCGGUUACAGCAGUUAGAAUUAUUUUCCUACAAAUGCUGUAGCAUGUCUGCGGCCUGGUGUAGAUUUAACUGCUCCCAUAUGCUGGCCACCAAAAGCUCUUAACCUGAUGAUGGAUGUGCUAACUUUUAUUACAUGCUGCUUCCUCUAUAUGUCAUCCUGUAAAGUACAACGAACGCACCCUAAUGGCACCACCUGGGAUACUGUUGCUGUAGUAAGAUAGGAUACUGUAGCCCGUAGUAAGGUGCAUGCCUUUAAAUGCUUCUUUUGUAUAAAGUAUUACCAUAGAUAAGGGCUUUUUGGUAUUUUGCAUGUUGAAGCAGAUAAGAUCUAAACCAGCCCUUUGAUUAACUUAAUUGUAUCCAUACCCUAACAAAUUCAAUGUUUGUAAUGAAAUAUUAAACAUUUGUUGCUCAGAAGUAAAUACAGUUUGAAUCUAGAAAUGGCAAUCUACAAGUAUGUGAAUUUUAAUUUUUACUUGAACUGUUGAUGUUUCUCUAUUCCCAAAUUCUCUCUUGGUGUUGUAUGCACUACCGUUUUAAGUAGGAAAAACAGACUUGGUAUUAAUCCAAAAGUUCUUAGCUUUUUUUAAAAAACACACACACUGAUUACUACAUCUGUGUGGUUUUGGGUUUUGUUUUUUUUAAUUUAAGAGAAUAUAUCAAUGGUGACCUAAGGUCAGCAUCUUUUUUCUUCUUUGUGGAAUUUAAUAUAAUCUUGUUUUAGUAUCAGAUUAUUUGUCAAAGAUGUUUUGCCGAACGUAUGUAUUGACUAUUUGGUGGUACCUGAAUGAAGAAUAAAUGAAAUGAGAGCAAUGCGAGAAACACUGAAAAACUAUGUUUUGCUUUUCUUUUUUAGAAAUUGUAUUAUUUAUUAUUUUAAAAGGGUUUUUUUAAAUAGAGAAACUUUAGUUGCCUUGCAGGUGUUACUAAAAUAGCAAGUUGUGAUUCUAUCAUUAAAGCUGAAGUUGAUACUGA